Molecule: messenger RNA, 1725 nt
Organism: Mollisia scopiformis
Lineage: Eukaryota; Fungi; Ascomycota; Leotiomycetes; Helotiales; Mollisiaceae
Product: alcohol oxidase
Exons: 6
Coding region: 1-1650 (549 amino acids)
Molecular function (GO): flavin adenine dinucleotide binding; oxidoreductase activity, acting on CH-OH group of donors
Source: RefSeq, a predicted model, not a curated record
AUGGAUGCAUACGAUUUCGUUGUCGUUGGUGCUGGUGCAUCUGGCGCCGUUGUUGCUUCACGUCUAGCCAAAUCAUCGUCGAGGCCAUCCGUUCUUCUUCUCGAAGCCGGUGGAUCCAAUGAUAGUAUUCAACAUCUGCCUGCUACAGAGAGAUUCAAUGUAGCCUUCAGUCCGGACUCCCCACUGAAUUGGAACUACAAGACUGUGCUUCAGACUCAGUUGAACGGACAAGAAAUUGACUAUUCUCGAGGUAAAGGUCUUGGAGGCAGUACCGCAAUCAACUUCUGCGGAUGGGUUGUUGGGCCAAGAGAUGACUAUGAUGAAUGGGCGGAGUUGGUGGAAGACAAAAGCUUCUGUUGGCAGAAUGCAAAAAGUUGCCUUGGCAGAAUCGGGCAUCUUCACUCUGAGAUCCCGCAACCAAAACUUAGCAAAUAUGUUUGCGCAAGACCAGAAGACCACAGCACGGCUGGACCAUUACAUCUGACCUAUGGCGACUCUUGGGUUUCCGAUCUUGAAGACAUAUUCAUGGCUGCUGAGCAAGCAGGGUUGAAGUCUAAUUCUGACGUAAAUUCUGGCAAUCCAAUUGGGAUGGGAAUGGGAAGUGUCUGCAUCUACAAAGGACAGAGGUUGACUUCCUCGAUUGCAUACCUGUCAGAUCCCCCAAUGAAUCUGAGAAUUCUGUCUGAUGCCGGAGUUGCUUCUGUUCUGCUUGACGGCAAGAGAGCCGUAGGUGUAGAGACUCUAGACAGCCGCAGAUUUUAUGCCAGAAGAGAAGUGAUUUUGUCUGCUGGCGCUCUGAACACACCGCAGAUACUUAUGCUCUCUGGUAUUGGACCACGAGAAGAAUUGGAGAAGCACGGAAUCAAGCUACAGCAUGAUCUGCCUCAAUUAGGUAGGAACCUACAGGACCACUGUUUUUCUUCCGUCGGUAUUGUGAUGGAAGAAGAUGGAAGAUCCCCGCAUGAAGGGAAAAAACAGAGCCCUACGCCAAUGGGUUGGGCGAAGCUCGAUUCUGUUUUUGCAUCGAAGGAGUAUAAGGCACUGCCUCGACAGCAGCAAGACUUCUUGCCAGCACCUACAGUGCCCAGUAUGGAAAUAGCAACACAUAUUCCUCCGACGUUUUUGAACCAUACUAUUUCACCUGGGACUACCUUCCUUGGUGCAAUGUGUUUGGUCAUGAACCCACAGAGUCGCGGGACCGUAACACUACAGUCACCAGACCCGAAGAAAGCACCAUUGAUUGAUCCAAGAUUCAUGACACACGAGUAUGAUCGCAGAGUAAUGAUAGAAGGAGUGCGGCAGGUCCAACGUAUACUAGCAGCGCCAGUAUUUGCAUCCAGGAUCGUUCAUAGACUUGGACCAAAAGACGACUCGGAAGAAGGAAUUUGGGAGCACAUUCGUUGCAAUACUGGCAGCUCAUGGCAUAUGUCUUGCACUGCUAGAAUGGGCACUGACGCUAACUCUGCAUGCGUUGAUUCGAACUUUCGAGUUUUCGGUCUUGCUGGUUUGCGCCUUGUCGAUUUGAGCAUUUGUCCGUUCGUUCCAAACAACCACACUCAAUCGACCGCAUAUGUGGUAGGGGAGAUCGCUGCUGAAAAAAUGAUUGCGGAAUAUGAUCUGGAUGAAACAUUGCCGUAUGCCAUGCUGUAGAUAUAUCAAGCGGUCUAUUUGAUGACACGGUCAAGACGAAUUCGACUGUCAAUGAACACGGUGCUGAGCUUUACG